This is a messenger RNA of Trifolium pratense (red clover), 2606 nucleotides long. Its product is annotated as polyadenylate-binding protein-interacting protein 3-like. Bases 421 to 2337 code for a protein of 638 amino acids. Gene Ontology annotation, biological process: cytoplasmic stress granule assembly. Gene Ontology annotation, molecular function: RNA binding. The record is from RefSeq and is a predicted model, not a curated record. Gene Ontology annotation, cellular component: cytoplasmic stress granule. NCBI's taxonomy places the organism in Eukaryota, Viridiplantae, Streptophyta, Magnoliopsida, Fabales, Fabaceae. The transcript is spliced from 15 exons.
AGCACAUGAUAGAGUAUAAUUUAAAUAUUUAACCAUUUUUGAUUAAAAGUUUUAUAGAAUUAAUUAAUUUUAAUUGUUUGUCUUUCCAAAAUAUCACAACCCCUGUCAUUAAUUAAUUAUUAUUUGAUUUGAUUUGAUUUAUUACUACUACUAGUAUUUCAUUGUUUCGUUUCGUAGCGUUUUUUAUUUUAUUUUAUUUUCCUUUCUUCUUUCAAAAAACCGAUGCAGCGUUGAUUUGUGAAUUUUGGAUCACGACGGAACCCUCGUUUCUCCCCUUUCUCUCUCCGUCGCUGCAAUUGGUGCCUCCGUCGUUUUCAUCAUUCCAAUCCCUACCUAACCCCUCUCUUACCGUCUUCAAUUUCAACGGAAUUCUCCUGUUCUGAUCAAAAGAAGGUUAGUGGAGCAAGGCUGUGGGUGAGGAUGAAUUUGCAACAAGUUGGGCAGCCUAAAUCAUCUAAUGGAUAUGGUCGUCGGAAAUCUGAUAAGGACGGGGCAUCUAAAUCGGACAGUAAGAUUCCCCCAGGAAAAUCAAAUGCUGGCAGAUUAGCGAGUACAGGUGCAGUGACUGGUAGUAAAGGUGGUAGUUAUGAGAGUCCUUCGCGUGAUCGACUAGUCUAUUUAACAACAUGCCUUAUUGGGCACCAGGUGGAAGUCCAGGUGAAAAAUGGAUCUAUAUACUCUGGAAUAUUUCAUGCUACAAAUACUGAGAAAGAUUUUGGAGUCAUUUUGAAAAUGGCAUGCUUGACAAAGGAUGGCUCUUCGCAAGGACAGAGCUCUGGUGUUGAAUUUGUCAGCAAAGCACCUUCUAAGACUUUAAUUAUACCUGGCAAAGAACUUGUACAAGUCAUAGCAAAGGAUGUUGCUGUUUCUAGAGGUGACCUAGCCAGUGAAUCCAACUAUGAUGUGCAUCAGGAGAUCAUGGUUGAUUCAGUAAUAUCUCAACCUCGUCAUGUUGAGGCAGGGAGAGAAUUACACCGAUGGGUACCUGAUGAAGAUGUUCCACAAUGCCCUGAACUGGACAAUAUAUUUGAUGGCUCCUGGAAUAGGGGAUGGGAUCAGUUUGAAACAAAUAAAAUGUUGUUUGGGGUGAAAAGCACAUUUGAUGAGGAACUCUAUACAACAAAGCUUGAAAAAGGGCCUCAGAUGAGAGAAUUGGAAAUGCAAGCUCUAAGAAUAGCAAGGGAAAUUGAGGGUGAGGAUACCCAAGAUCUUCACCUAGCAGAGGAACGAGGCCUUUACCCUGAUGACUUUGACAUUGAUGAAGAGACCAGAUUCUCUUCUGUAUAUAGGGGUAAAGGUGUUGACGAUGAAUACAAUGAAAAUGAAGACAAUUUGUUGGAUUCACACAAUUCUGAAACGUUUGGUGAUGUGUCUGAUUCAGUCAUAAAGAGACCAGGAAAGGUAAGUGGUGGGAAAGGCAAAAAUGGAGCUCAAACAUGGUCAAAUUUCUCCUUUGUGUCAUCUCAGUCAAAAACUGGUGGGGAUUUAUGCCACUCUGGUGCUUAUGAUCAUGCUAAGCAGUUACCAUCUGAACUCCCUGGCCAAAGUUACUCAUUUUCAGAUGGGGAGAGCAGGAUUCAGGAUAAUUCUGUUUGUGAUCUACACGGAGCCAAUGGUAACACCAAGGAAGAAAAUCAGAAGCAAGCUGAAGAUGUCAAGCCGUUGAAAUACGAGGAUUUACACCCAGCACUCAACUUGAAGAAAGAUGACUCUGAUAAAGGGGGAUUAUCUUCUACUAAUGCCCCCUCGUAUGCCUCGUCUACUCAUAUUUCAUCGAAGAUUGAUGAAAAGACUGGAUCACAUGGAGACUUGACUGGGGGUUCAGAUUCUGGCAAAGCAAGUUGGGAAACGAAGCCCUUAAAUUCACGUGGAAGAUCGGAAACUCGUGUAUCAUCUGGUUCAGAUUCUGUAGCAGGUGUGGCAACAUAUUCUGGUCCUAGUCUAUCUCCAAGUUCUUCACUUGGUUCACUGUCUUCCGAAAAAUCAACUCUGAAUCCCUAUGCGAAGGAAUUUAAGCUGAACCCUAAUGCUAAGAGUUUUGUACCGUCUCAAGCAUCUGUUAGGCCUCGCUCCCCAGUGUCUGAUGGUUCCUUCUAUUUCCCAGCUAACGUAUCUACUGUACCGAGUAUGCCAACCAUGCCAAUGGGUGUUGGAGUUGGAACUUCCUUUGCCGGGCAACAGCCUAUCAUGUAUAAUCCACAGGCAGCACAAAUGCCACCCCAACCAUAUUUUCAUCAGAAUGGGCCACAGUAUGGACAACUUCAUGGUCAUCCUAGACAAGUUCUAUACAUGCCCGGUUUCCUACCUGAGACGCCAUAUAAGGGACGGAACUAUUAAUCACUAAGUUGACUGCAUUCCUGUGAAAAGAAUGGACAAAGUGGAUGGUGUGAGACUUUCAAAUGAAAAAGGAUAGCUUCAGCUUAUGAAAGGAUUCCAUAGAUGUUUGAUAAUUUACAAGAAAGCUGGCUCAUUCUGGAAUAUAGAUUAUUGAUCUUGUAAUCACUCACAUCUUUUGUGAUUUCUCAGUUUUCCUUAAUGUAGUAGUUGCUUUACUCAGAUUGGCUUUUUAUCUUUUAUUAUAAUGCAACCUUUACUUUGAUCUGUGA